Molecule: messenger RNA, 1603 nt
Organism: Mauremys reevesii (Reeves's turtle)
Lineage: Eukaryota; Metazoa; Chordata; Testudines; Geoemydidae
Product: sialic acid-binding Ig-like lectin 12
Exons: 6
Coding region: 45-1121 (358 amino acids)
Source: RefSeq, a predicted model, not a curated record
UGAGUCCAGGCGCUAGCUGCCCCCCAGAGCCGCGGAGCGGGAGGAUGUGGGUGCCAGGACCCAGCCAGAUGCCCCCUUCCACCAAGCUCUGCAUUGAAAUCAUCCUCGCACUGCUUUGCCAGGGUGGGCUCUGCCAGGAGUCCGACUAUCGGAUCCAGGUCCCAUCCAACGUCACGGCCCAGCAGGGUCUCUGCGUCCUGAUCCCCUGUAAUUUCACAGCCAAUUUCGAGUCCUCCGGAGCCCCCUACAAAUACUGGUUUCUCAGGGAUGACAACAGGGACACCAGCCCGGCCGUGGCCACCACGGACCCUGACAGGGCCCUGCAGGCGCCUGGGGGCCGGAUCCGCCUGGUGGGGGACGCCCUGAACGACUGCUCCCUGCACAUCAGCGACGUGAGAGCCGGAGACAGGGACCGCUACUUCUUCCGCUUUGUGAAGGGAGACUUUAAAUACAGCUACGUGAAGACCCAGCCGCUGGUGGAUGUGACAGAGCUGACGGAGCAGCCAGUGCUGGGGGUCCCCAAGGUGCUGCUGUCCGGACAGCUGGUGAAUGUGACCUGCCAGGCUCCGGGGACCUGCUCAGGGACCCCUCCCCAAAUCACCUGGACAGGGGGGUUCGACUACACAGCCAGGAACGUCUCGGUCACCCUGGCGAACGGCAGCGUCUCCUACAGCUCUGAGCUCAGCUUCACGCCGGCCCCGGGGGAUGACGGCAAAGAACUCAUCUGCACCGUCACGUACCCCGCCGUGGUCGGGGUCUUCACCCGCACAGCCGUCCGGCUCCACGUCCGCGCCGGCUUCCCCCUGACACUCGUGGUGGCCUCGGCGGUUGGUGGGAGCCUCGUGCUGGUUGGUGCCGGGGCUGCAGUGGCCUGGAGAGUCAGGAAGGGAAGACAGGGCAGCAGGGAUCCCGCCAGGGCCGGACGGUGCCAAGGAACCAGAGACGGGCAGGUCUGUCACGCCUACGAGCAGCCGGAGUCCAUGGUGCCUUCCCACAGACAGGAUGCCACCAGGGAAGAGGGAGCCCUUGAGAAGAAAGGGGGAGGAGGAGGAGGAAGAUGGUACCAGGGGAGAGGUGACGGGGAACAAUUCACAGAUGAAAAUAUCUACGCCAACGCCUAAGGCCAGGGAGGGGGACGGGGUCACUGCAGGGCUCGAGCUAGAGAGACUGGUGGCAGCGGUGGGAUAGCCGACCUGCCUUGUGGCUAAGGUGCUAGCCUGGGUCACCGGACACCUGGGUCCUAUUCCCAGCUCUGCUACGGAAUGCCUGUGUGACUCUGGGCAAGUCCCUGCCCCCCCCCGCCCCGUGCCUCAGUUUCUCAGCUGUAACACGGGGAGUAUAUCACUGCAUUUGGCUACUUACGCCGUGAGCUUGUUGGAGAUGGUCUCUCGCUGUGUGGGCAGCACCUGGCACAACCAGGGCCUGUCUCUGGCUGUGUCUGGGCCGCGUCCUGCUCCCACCUCCCCACCCCCCAUCUCAGCUGGGGGCCACUCUGCUAAUACACCCGUGAGGCAGCUACUGCUCCAGACAGAGUUACGCCGAGCAGGUCGGCCUGUGUUAACCCUUUCACUGCUGCAGCUAAAUAAAAGCCAUUCCCAGCUCC